CUUUUUUCUUUUGAUUGAUGGUGGGAUUGGUCUUUUGAGAACAGAAGCAGCCCAUAGAUCACAAUGGAGUUGAUGGGUUCCACUUCCACUUGAUUGCCGUAACAUCGUCAGAUCACCACAGGAUUUUCGAGAUUGUGCUUCCCUUUUGGUGUAGUUAGAGCUUGUUCAUUGCUUCUUUGGUUGUUUGGGCCGAUUAGAACCUAGUCACAUGAAGAGAUCUGCAGUUCUGCUAGAAACUCUUAUGAUUCUUGCAACGGUCGGUCAGUCAUCAUGGGCUGCCUUGUCUACUUCAUCCUGCAAGGAGAUGGGAUCAAGCACGUACCGGCCACACACUGUCACUGUAACAGAGUUUGGUGCCGUUGGUGAUGGUGUCACGCUAAAUACCAAAGCCUUUCAGAAUGCUAUCUUUUAUCUCCAUUCAUUUGCAGAUAAGGGUGGGGCGCAGCUGUUUGUGCCUGCUGGAAAGUGGCUGACUGGAAGUUUUAGUCUCAUCAGCCAUCUCACUAUAUCACUAGACAAGGAUGCCGUAAUAAUUGGAUCCAUGGAUUCCUCUGAUUGGCCAGUCAUUGAUCCAUUGCCAUCAUAUGGCCGGGGUAGGGAGCUACCUGGUGGAAGACAUCAAAGCCUCAUACAUGGGUCCAACCUGACUGAUGUGAUAAUAACAGGUGGCAAUGGGACUAUCAAUGGCCAAGGCAGCGUUUGGUGGGAUUGGUUUAACAACCACAUUCUCAACUAUACUCGACCACAUCUCAUAGAACUCAUUUACUCAACUGGAGUGGUCAUCUCAAAUCUUACAUUCAUUAACUCACCAUUUUGGGCCAUCCACCCCGUAUAUUGCAGCCAAGUGCUCAUCCAGAAUGUCACAAUCCUUGCCCCACCCGAUUCACCAAACACAGAUGGAAUAGAUCCAGAUUCGUCCAGUAAUGUCUGCAUUGAAGAUUGUUACAUCAGCACCGGUGAUGAUCUUAUUGUCAUCAAGAGUGGAUGGGAUGAGUAUGGCAUUUCUUAUGCUCAUCCAAGCUCCAACAUCAGCAUCCGACGCAUCGUAGGAGAAGCCAAAUCAGGUGCAGGCAUUGCCUUUGGGAGUGAGAUGUCUGGUGGCAUAUCGGAUGUGGAGGCAGAGGACAUAUCUCUGUUUAAUUCAUUGUAUGGCAUCAGAAUAAAGACAUCUCCAGGACGUGGUGGGUAUGUUCAGUACAUCCACAUCUCCAACGUUGUUCUGAACAAUGUCAACAUAGCCAUUGGUAUAACUGGACAAUAUGGUGAGCACCCAGAUGAGAAUUUUGAUCCAAAUGCACUUCCCAUUAUAAAAAUGAUCACCCUGGAAGACAUUAAGGGAACAAAUAUCAAACAUGCUGGCACAUUAGAAGGUAUUCAAGGUGAUAACUUCAGCAGUAUUUGCUUGUUCAAUGUCCACCUCAAUGUGACCUCAAGUUCUCCAUGGCAAUGCUCAUAUAUCCAAGGCUCUUCUAACUUGGUCUCUCCAGAAUCAUGUGAGCCACUCAGAAACCCAUACCAAACCUCAGUUUGCUACACAGCUAACCAUGUAAGAACUCAAAAUCUGGUGCAAGCUGCUUGAGUAGCCUGUUCAGAGUUUUGGCAUCAUCCUAACCCAAGUCUGGCACUGCACACAAAAAAAUAAUUCAUAUCAAAGAAUGUCCAAUUGUCUACAGAAUCUGGUACAUGCUUUUUUUUUUAAAUUUUGUUUAUGUAUCGACAUAUUGCUUUGACUUCCAGUUGAAACUGGUAAUGCUUUGUUAUCAUAACAA
Messenger RNA from Musa acuminata subsp. malaccensis (wild Malaysian banana), 1769 nucleotides. The record is from RefSeq and is a predicted model, not a curated record. Lineage: Eukaryota; Viridiplantae; Streptophyta; Magnoliopsida; Zingiberales; Musaceae.